Molecule: messenger RNA, 1382 nt
Organism: Biomphalaria glabrata
Lineage: Eukaryota; Metazoa; Mollusca; Gastropoda; Planorbidae
Exons: 12
Coding region: 733-1167 (144 amino acids)
Source: RefSeq, a predicted model, not a curated record
GGCCUAGAGAUCUAAUUUUGAAGUCUUGAUAUUGUUAUAACUGUGGAGGCAAUGCAGAUAGGGGAAUUGUGUGUGUGUAAUCAGCUGACACAGAUAACAGUGGCGAGUGCUUGGCAACCAUUCAGCAUAGAUUUGUGUUGUAAACAGUACUGAGGCCAGUCACAUAGGAUGGGUUAUGUGACAUCCAGAAAGGACAAGUGAAGCUCUAUUGGUUUUGAGAAGGCUUUUAGGGAACCUAUGUAAAGAGAGAAGGUGACAGUCAAAAUGGUUUGGUUUGGAUUCAAAGUGAGGACACUUCACAAGUACGAGACAAAGUCAAGUUCAGUACAGUGAGUCCAGUGUGAAGGUGGUACAGAACAGUUGAAUCCAGUUCGAGCCUGGGAUGAGGUGGAGAGGCCAGUAGAGUUUGACAGUAUACAUCAUUUUUAAAGUUGCAUGCUUUGAGUGACCAGGGUUUGAAACCUGAAGACAUCCACUAUGUUAUUUGCUUAAAUGGACACAUAGAACAGAUUGGCAACCUCAACCUCUUCUCUAGAGCUGUCCAAUGUGUAGGCUAUGAUAUUUGUCGACAUGAUCAGUACUUACUGCAUGAGUUGAAAGAGGGGAUUUAUUUUAUUGUGAAGGUGAUCUUUUCUCCCCCUCCCUUUGGCUAAAAAAAAAGUGAGCGACCAAAUCUCCAGGUGCAAUCAAGAUAUACCAUAUUGGAGAUGACUGACUUUAUCAUACCAGGACAUGGACCUACGUUUAAGGUCCCAAAAGGCUAUAAAAAGUCAGAGGAUCUUGGACGAACAUGAGGAACACAUCAGCUCUCCACAGAUGACAACAUCCACUUCAGAAUUGGAUGAAAAAUUAUACUGGACGAAAGGAACUGCUGAAAUAGAUGAAGGAAACAGAGGCGAUGGAAACGAGGUUGAACUAGAGGAGCAAAAAAGAACUAAAGAAAACCUUAGGAAGAGAAUGCGUGAAGUAAAGAAACUGGAUAUAACAACUGACAAUCUGGUCAAGUCUCUAGAAAGUUCAUUGAAAGAAAAAGAGCAUGAGGUGAAACAGGAGCAGCAGAGAAACAGAGAGCUGGAUGCCAAAUUUAAGAAUCUACUCCAGGAGAAAGUAUUGAAGCUCAGCUUCAAAAAAUACUUGAUAAUCAUUACACAGAGAAGUCAGAGUUGAGUUCUAAGAUUAAAAGUCUUCAAGAAGAGAAAAAAACCCUCAAAGAUGUCAAAGAGCAAAACAAACAAUGUGAACAUUUGAGCGACUCUGACAGCACUGAAAUAGAUCUCUAGGAGUGAAGAGAACUUGAGAAACACAAGCAAUGAAGUUAGUAACAUAAAGUCAAGGUUGAUAAAAUACAACUACAUAACCAGACAGAAAGACAAAGAAAUCCA